AUGGCGCUGGCGGUGGUGCGGCCCCUGGACGCCCUGCCCCCGGAGCUGCCCCCGGGGGUGGCGGUGCUGCGGGCCCCGGCCCCGCUGGCGGCGCGGCUGCGCGGGGCGGGCGGGCCGGCGCUGGUGCUGGCGGUGCGGCCCGCGGGCCGGCCCGGGGCCCAGCCGGCGCUGCUGAGCGCGGCGCUGGUGGCGGGCGGCCCGGGCGGCGGCGGCGCCGAGCUGUGGCUGCGCGGCGGCUGGCGGCGGCGGCUGGGGCUGGCGGCGGGGCGGCGGGUGGCGCUGUGGCCGGUGCGGCGGCCGCCGGCGCUGGGCUGGGCGCUGCUGGGCGCGGGGCCGGGCCGGGCGGGGCCGGGGCUGGCGCGGCGGGGCGAGGCGCUGCCGGGCCCGGGCCCGGGGCCGCUGCUGCUGGAGGCGCGGCCGGCGCUGCAGGGGCUGCUGGGCGCGGGGACGCGGCUGGCGCUGACCGAGCUGCGGCCGGAGCGCGGGGCCCCCGCGCCGGGCCCGGGGCCGCCGCCGCUGGUGUCCCGGUUCGCGCGGGGGGCGGGGGCCCCGGCCCGGCUGCGGGCGCUGCGCGGGGACCCGGCGCCCUGGGGGCUGGCGGCCGAGGCCGGGGCCGGGGCCGGGGCCGGGGCGGGCGCGGCGCUGUGGGUGACCCGGCGCUGCCUGCGCGGCCUCGGGCUCUUCCAGGGCGAGUGGGUGCGGCUGCGGCGGGAGGGCGAGGCCGGGCCCGGCGGGGCGCACCUGGCGGCCGUGCUGGCCCUGCUUCCCCGCUGGGACUUCCCGCAGGAGCCCCGGGACCCCCCGGAGGGCUCGGCCGUCAUCCCGGCCGCGCUGGCCUUCAACCUGGCCUGCGACCCGCUGGGCGGGAGCCACCUGCUCAUCCAGAGGUAUGGGGAAGCUCCUGGUAUGGAAGAGAGACAAGGAAGUCGGUCCUUGCUAUCCAUUCCGCCCUUUGCGAAGGAACUGCACAUAGAGAUUAUCUCCUCACCAGCCUACAGCACCAGAGGAGUCUAUGACAGUAUUCUCCACCAACACUUCCAAACUCCCAGGUUGGUCCAGGAGGGUGAUAUCCUGUGUAUUCCGACAGCUGGACAUCCUGAGUUCUUGGAAGGAAAUUCAGAGAAAUUUCUUAGCUGGCCGGAGCUGUACUUCAAGGUGAAGAAGAUGGUCGGGGUGGCGGAAGGAGAGCAGUCUGUGGGGUACCUGGCUGACCUCCAGAACACAUCGCUGUACCUGGUGGGUUCAACAAACAGCGCUGUGCCAUCUUCCCCAAGCCGUGGUGGCCAUGGGUUUUGGAGCAGUCUGUCUCCCGCCGGGCUCUCUGAUGUGGUGACGCAGCUCUGUGAUGCUCUCCGGCCUCAUCUGAACAGCAGGGGGACUGCGCUACGUGGAACAGGCAGCAUUCUACUGGCGGGACCCAGUGGUGGGGGGAAACUGACGGCUGUCAGAGCUGCAUGUAGUUGCCUCAAUCUCCACUUGUUCAAGGUGGACUGCGUUAGUUUGUGUGGAGACACUAGUGGAGCUACAGAGAUGAAGCUACAAUCUGCCUUUGCGCAGGCUGAGCUCUUCCGGCCGUGUGCGCUCCUGCUGAAGGGCAUCGAGCUGCUGGGACGAGACCGGGAUGGGCUGGGAGAGGACUCCAGAGUCACUGCUACACUAAGGCACCUCCUCCUGGAUAGAGAUGCAGGAUCUAGCGGUUACCCUGUCCUGGUGGUUGCCACCACGUGCCGGCCUCAGGACGUCCUGGCAGACGUGCAGACAGCUUUCCUCCACGAGGUGACGGUCCGCGCCCCGUCGGAAGAGCAGCGGAAGGCCAUGCUGAGCACGCUCACUGCCAGCCUUCCGUUGGGCAAGGAAGUGAGCCUGGCCAAACUAGCGCGGAGAAGUGCGGGGUUUGUGCUGGGAGAUUUCUGUGCUUUGCUGGCCCAAGGAGGCCGGGCAGCUUGCACCAGGAUCUUAACCUCAAGUUUCCCAGGGGGGCUGAGUGAGGACGAGGAGAGAGAUUUUUGCGCUGCUGGGUUCCCUGUUCUCGCAGAGGAUUUUAACGUUGCAUUGGAUCAGCUCCAUGAGACUCAUUCGCAGGCGGUUGGAGCCCCGAAGAUCCCCGCGGUCACCUGGCAGGACAUCGGCGGGCUCCAGGAGGCGAAGAAGGACAUCCUGGACACCAUCCAGCUGCCUCUGGAGCACCCGGAGCUGCUGUCUGUGGGGCUGCGCCGCUCUGGCCUUCUGCUCUACGGGCCUCCUGGGACAGGAAAGACCUUGCUUGCCAAAGCUGUGGCCACGGAGUGCACCAUGACGUUCCUCAGUGUGAAAGGGCCGGAGCUCAUUAACAUGUACGUGGGGCAGAGCGAAGGGAAUGUGCGCCAAGUGUUUGCCAGAGCCCGGGCAGCUGCUCCCUGCAUUAUCUUCUUUGAUGAACUGGAUUCCUUGGCACCCAACCGGGGACGGAGCGGAGACUCGGGCGGAGUUAUGGACAGAGUUGUCUCCCAGCUGCUAGCAGAACUUGAUGGACUUCAUUCCACCAGAGACGUAUUUGUGAUCGGUGCCACCAACAGACCUGACCUGCUGGACCCAGCACUGCUCCGGCCUGGCAGGUUUGACAAGCUGGUCUAUGUCGGCAUGAAUGAGGACCGGGAGUCUCAGCUGCGAGUGCUGAGCGCCAUCACCAGGAAGUUCAAACUGGACCCUUCAGUGAGUCUCAGCAGUGUCCUGGAUCAGUGCCCUGCCCAGCUGACGGGAGCAGAUCUGUACGCGCUCUGCGCAGACGCCAUGAUGUGUGCCGUCAAACGGAAGGUGGAUUGGAUUGAGGAAGGGCUGGACACAGAGAGUUCUGCUCUAGUUCUGACCAUGGAGGAUUUUGGACAAGCUGCCACAAGGCUGCAGCCGUCGGUUUCGGAGCAGGAGCUGCUCAGAUACAGAGUGAUCCAGCGGAAGUUUGCUGCCUGCUAGCCUGCAGUGAGAAGGGAAGGGAAGGAGCACACAAAGCCCUAAUACGGAGAAGGCCAAGAGGAUUCGGAACAGGCGUGUGGGCUGGAGAAUUGGAGAGGGGGAGGUGUCAUCACCUGCUGACUCCUGGCCAGCCGUUCAUGGACGGGGCACAGCAUUUAGCCAUGGCUCUGAGGCUGUCGGCAGCACAGCUGGGGUUCAUGCUCCUCCUCCUCGGUCCCAGGCCCCCUCCUCCAACCUCCCAGCCUGGCCCUCACCCCUACACCACAUCCUGCCCUGUAAUCUGGUGUGGGAGGAAGAGGCCUUGAGCUGAGUUGUGGAUCUCAAGGGAACGGAGUGCGACCAAAGCCCCUGUGAGACCCUGCACUAAUCAUGGAUUACUAGUCGUGCCCUCCCCCUGGAGUAGGCAGAGAUCCUGAGCUCGGGGGUGGAUUGUCUCCCAGGAGUGAAAAAUCCUCCCCUCUCCCACAGCCUCCCUGGGGUGUGAGGGAAUUAGCAGAUGCCUACUGCUGGGCUGGGGGCUGUGUUCCAUGCUCCCUUCUAGGGUUCCUCCCAAUCUCCAGGAACCGCGGCAGCUGCUUCUCCCGGGCUGUGUGCCAUGGUGCAGCAUGGGGGGGAUUGGUCCCUGUGCGCUGGCACUGACCUGAGAGCGGAGUUGGAGAGAAACGGGGCUUGGUCUGUUUCACUAAAUCCAAUGAGAGAGUGGGGAGCACCAAGGAACUGUGGAGCUGUAUCUCUGGGCAGUUACCACAGCUGGGGGGCGCAGUGGGGCCCUGUCCCAGCUGGGGUGGCAGGGGGUGUAUGGGGGGAGACCAUGAGAGCGGGACAGUUCGGGGAGGAAGGGCUGUCAGUGCGGGUUUGUGUCAGAAUUGCACUGUUUCAGGCAGAUGCGGCUGAUUCUCCAAAGCUGUCAUGGUGCUGUGCAUGCAGCUGGGGGCUCUAGGCGUAGGCCUUGCACUGUUCUCCUGGCAGGAGGGGGAUUCACACCCACAGCUCCUCUCCCUGAGUACAGGGCCAGCCUAAAACCUGGCACAACUGAAGGGUGGUCUUGUGCUGGCCCUCGGCAUGGAGGGGAAUCUCAUCCCAAAUGAGAGAGAACUUCCUUGUGGAGCUUUAGCCAUGGAUGGUGGGAGGGUCCCCUGCUGCUUUCCUUCCUGGCACAUGCACUACAGGCAGGGAUGGUGCUUCCGCUCACUCAGGCAGCCACGAACAAGACAGGAGGGGGAGCCAGCACAUCAGGGAGAAAGCAGGGGUCCCCUGAGACGUUUUUGCAGGGUUUCUGAACCCCCCUUGCCAGCUCCCAGCACACGGGCACGGGCACUACACAGGGAAGAGGCACGGAGCAUCUGCAGUGUGAGAGGACACUGCCAGCUGCACAGGCAGAUACUGCACUGGCUGUAAAUACUGUACAGAGGCUUUCUAAAUAAAGUGGCAGUUUCUGGUCUA
Messenger RNA from Mauremys mutica (yellowpond turtle), 4392 nucleotides. It is a transcript of the gene PEX6, whose product is annotated as peroxisomal biogenesis factor 6. The record is from RefSeq and is a predicted model, not a curated record. Bases 1 to 2949 code for a protein of 982 amino acids. The transcript has 17 exons. Gene Ontology annotation, molecular function: ATP binding; ATP hydrolysis activity. Lineage: Eukaryota; Metazoa; Chordata; Testudines; Geoemydidae. Gene Ontology annotation, biological process: protein import into peroxisome matrix. Gene Ontology annotation, cellular component: peroxisomal membrane; cytosol.